Molecule: messenger RNA, 507 nt
Organism: Didymodactylos carnosus
Lineage: Eukaryota; Metazoa; Rotifera; Eurotatoria; Philodinida; Philodinidae
Source: the annotation of a GenBank genome assembly
AUGUCAGCGGAACAAGAAAUUCGAAAACGUUUAUUAGAUGUUUAUGACGAAAAUAAUGAUUUACCCUUCAAAGGCAGAGUUCAUUUAGCAAGAAAGAAAAAACCAGAUUCAUGGUAUAUUAAAUUUGCUGAAGGUCUUCUGUUAUGCACGGCUAUUGGUUUACUCUACUGUACAUAUUACCAUUUUGACAGAGUUCAUUUUCAUGUAAACAGAUUCUAUGCAACACUUGGUUAUCAAGAAGCUCAACAUGUGGUAGCACACAGUUAUUUACACGGAAUUGGUGCUGAUCAGCAUAUGGAGAACGCCAUCUACUGGCUACAACAAGCUUCGGAGAAAGGCCACACCAAAGCACAAUAUAAUUUAGCUAUUGCUCAUUUGAAAGGAAUAGCUACCGGUUUGAAAGAAGGAGAAGCUCGUCAACUCAUUGAAAAAGCUGCACAAGCAGGUUUAUCCGAAGCUCAGAAAACAUUAGAGACCAUUUGUGCACAAGGGGGUUGCGAAAUAUAA